This is a messenger RNA of Cyprinodon variegatus (sheepshead minnow), 346 nucleotides long. It is a transcript of the gene atp5me, whose product is annotated as ATP synthase, H+ transporting, mitochondrial Fo complex subunit E. Lineage: Eukaryota; Metazoa; Chordata; Actinopteri; Cyprinodontiformes; Cyprinodontidae. Gene Ontology annotation, molecular function: proton transmembrane transporter activity. Gene Ontology annotation, biological process: proton motive force-driven ATP synthesis. The transcript is spliced from 4 exons. The record is from RefSeq and is a predicted model, not a curated record. The coding region runs from base 71 to 286 and encodes 71 amino acids.
GCCUUAAGUUAGUUUGCUAACCGCCAGGUAAAUUCUAAAAGAAGAAGAAGUCGGUCUGUCCACUUUCAUCAUGGCUCCUCCAGUCGCAGUGUCACCGCUAAUCAAGACAGCCAGAUGGUCUGCUCUGCUGUUGGGAAUGCUGUAUGGGAAGCAGAGGUUUGAUUACCUAAAGCCUAUUGCUGAGGAGGAGAGGAGGGUUGAGGAGGCAGAAAAGAAGCUCAGAGAAGAGCAGGAGCGCAUCUACAAACAACUGUCAGAAGCAAAUUCUGACACCAUCCUCAAAUGAACUACCUAUGGUCCAAUCCUGAUCUCAAUAAAAUCUCCAAUGUUUCUCAUGCCUUCAUUU